AUGUCGCUCAGUGACCUAGUAUUAAAUAAAGCGACGGUUAUGUGGAAAGGAGGUAGCGGUGGAUUAUAGCAUCGGCUUGGCCAUUUUAAAUACUACCGGUACAUUCAGGAAGACUUGUCAGCGUCGAAAAUUUACAAAAAAAAAAAUCAAUCAUUCAUCCCACAGUAAAUUAUUUUUGUAUAAUAUUCCGGAUCAUGCUGAAAUCAGAAGGAAAACGCAAAGCAGAAAAUCAUCACUUGCCUUGAGCAGCGCUGCAGUGCGAUCUCUGCCUCUCCGUCCGACUGGAUUUCAUCAGCAGAUCGAUCUACAACAGCACACACCGCAUUGGGGUUUAACUGGGAUAUAUUCUCUCUUCUCGCGGUUUAGCAAAUCGGUUUGGUGUAACGGAAGUUAUUGGUUUGCAGAGGACUGAAUUAACGUUACAGUUAAACUGGGAUGGACAAUGCCCAUACAAAGACGGUUGAGGAGGUGCUGGGAUAUUUCGGUGUCAACGAGACAACGGGACUGAGCUCUGAGCAAUUAAGGAAGAGCAGAGAAAGAUGGGGCCCCAAUGAGUUACCUGCAGAAGAAGGUAAGUCACUAUGGGGACUUGUUCUGGAGCAGUUUGAGGAUCUGCUAGUUCGGAUUCUCCUCCUUGCUGCCUGUAUUUCCUUUACUCUGGCCUGGUUUGAGGAAGGGGAAGGAACAAUCACAGCCUUUGUAGAGCCAUUUGUCAUUCUCCUCAUUCUUAUUGCCAAUGCCAUUGUAGGAGUGUGGCAGGAGCGUAAUGCAGAAAAUGCCAUUGAAGCCCUAAAACAAUAUGAACCUGAAAUGGGGAAGGUGUACAGACAGGACAGGAAGAGUGUUCAGAGGGUCAGAGCCAGGGAGAUUGUGCCUGGAGACAUUGUGGAGGUGGCUGUUGGUGAUAAAGUCCCAGCAGACAUCCGACUAACCUCCAUACGCUCUACUACUCUGAGAGUGGACCAGUCCAUCCUGACGGGGGAGUCUGUAUCCGUCCUGAAACACACAGACCCAGUGCCUGACCCCCGUGCCGUCAACCAGGAUAAGAAAAACAUGCUCUUUUCGGGGACAAACAUUGCAGCAGGGCGAGCGAUAGGUGUUGUUGUGGCCACAGGUGUGCAUACAGAGAUCGGGAAGAUCAGAGAUGAGAUGGCAGCCACCGAUCCAGAGAGAACCCCUCUGCAGCAGAAACUAGACCAGUUUGGAGAGCAACUCUCUAAGGUGAUCACAGUGAUCUGUGUGGCGGUUUGGGGUAUUAACAUCGGUCACUUCAGUGACCCAGUGCACGGAGGCAGCUGGCUGCGUGGAGCUGUGUACUACUUUAAGAUCGCAGUGGCACUGGCUGUAGCCGCCAUCCCUGAGGGUCUUCCUGCUGUCAUUACCACAUGCCUGGCGCUUGGCACACGCCGCAUGGCCCGCAAAAAUGCUAUAGUCCGUUCCCUCCCAUCAGUAGAGACACUUGGCUGUACCUCUGUCAUCUGCUCUGACAAAACAGGCACUCUUACAACCAACCAGAUGUCAGUCUGCAGGAUGUUUAUUGUGGACAUCGUGGGAGGUGAGAGUUGUUUACUGAACGAAUUUACAGUAACUGGAUCUACUUACGCCCCUGAAGGAGAAGUAUAUAAGGAUGGUGUAAUGGUACGCUGCAGUCAGUAUGAAGGGCUGGUGGAAAUGGCCUCUAUCUGUGCCCUGUGUAACGACUCUUCGCUGGAUUACAGCGAGAAUAAAGGUGUGUAUGAGAAAGUGGGAGAAGCGACUGAGACGGCUCUCUGUUGUCUGGUGGAGAAGAUGAACGUGUUUGACACAGACCUGAGAGGCCUCUCGCCUGCUGAAAGAGCCACUGCCUGCUGUUCAGUCAUAAAGCAGUUAAUGAGGAAAGAGCUGACUCUGGAGUUUUCUCGAGACAGGAAGUCCAUGUCUGUUUUCUGCUCUCCAAACAAACUCACUCGCUCUGCUUCAGGUGCCAAGAUGUUUGUCAAGGGGGCACCAGAGAGUGUGCUGGAGCGUUGCCGCUGGAUACGGGUAGGAGGUGGUACACGGGUACCACUGACCUCUGACCUAAGGGAGCAGCUCUUAAGCACAGUAAGAGAGUGGGGCUCGGGACGUGAUACACUUCGCUGCCUUGCCAUGGCAACUAGAGAUUCACCCCCUGACCCUCGAACCCUGAACUUAGAGAACUCUGCAGCCUUCAAAGAAUAUGAGUCGGACUUGACAUUCGUAGGUUGUGUGGGAAUGUUAGAUCCACCCAGGAAGGAAGUGCUGAAUGCAGUGCGUAUGUGCAGACAGGCUGGUAUACGGGUCAUUAUGAUCACAGGUGACAAUAAGGGCACUGCCCUGUCUAUCUGUCGUCGAGUGGGCAUCAUUACUGAACAGGAGGAAGAGGAGGCUGAAGGUGGGCCGUAUGGCAGCGGCCUCACAGGACGGGAGUUUGAUGAGCUGCCUCCCCACCUGCAGCGAGAGGCCUGCCGCACCGCCCGCUGUUUCGCCCGCGUCGAGCCAACGCACAAGAGCCGCAUUGUAGAAUAUUUGCAAAGCCUCAGUGAUAUCACAGCGAUGACGGGCGAUGGUGUGAAUGAUGCCCCAGCUUUGAAGAAGGCUGAGAUUGGCAUUGCUAUGGGCUCAGGCACGGCUGUGGCUAAAUCUGCUUCAGAGAUGAUCUUGGCAGACGAUAACUUUUCAACCAUCGUAGCUGCAGUGGAGGAGGGCCGUGCCAUUUACAACAACAUGAAACAGUUCAUCCGUUACCUCAUUUCUUCUAACAUUGGAGAGGUAGUCUGUAUUUUCCUCACCGCUGCUUUGGGAAUGCCCGAGGCUCUGAUCCCAGUCCAGUUGCUGUGGGUCAAUCUGGUGACGGAUGGUUUCCCAGCUACUGCUCUCGGCUUCAACCCCCCUGACCUGGACAUCAUGUCCAGACCCCCACGCUCACCUAAAGAACCACUCAUUUCAGGCUGGCUCUUCUGCAGAUACCUCAUCAUCGGCUGUUAUGUAGGGGCCGCAACAGUUGGAGCUGCUGCCUGGUGGUUCAUGGCAGCUCAUGAUGGACCAAAGCUCAAUUUCUACCAGCUGUCUCACUAUCUGCAGUGCAGUGAAGGUCAUGCUGAGUUUGCAGGAGUGCAGUGCUCAGUGUUCGAGUCUCCAUACCCCAUGACUAUGGCGCUGUCUGUGCUGGUCACUAUAGAGAUGUGCAAUGCCCUCAACAGUUUGUCAGAAAAUCAAUCUCUACUCAAAAUGCCUCCGUGGUCAAACCCCUGGCUGGUGGGAGCCAUCUGUCUCUCCAUGGCCCUACACUUCCUCAUCUUAUAUGUGGACCCUCUUCCUGUCAUAUUUCAGAUCCGGCCGUUGUCUUGGCCCCAGUGGGUGACUGUUCUCAAGAUGUCCCUGCCUGUUAUUUUAAUGGAUGAAGCCCUGAAAUUCUUGGCCAGAAACUACAUUGAGCCUGGCAGCGAUCUGCAGCUGGAGGAGGAUGGAAUCACAGCCAGCGGAGUGAUUGGCAAGCUGCAACGGGCAUUUAGGGGUGUGUCCUGGUCAUUUGUGCUCAUCUCUAGCCCAUUGCUGGUCUGGAUCUUCAGCCUGGACUCAGACAUUACCAACAUCUUCUGGGAUUAGAAAGAAGGAAGAUGUGUGUGAGUGCGUGUGUGAGUAUGUCUGAGUCAGAGAGGAAGUCAGAAAAGAAGCUGAUGAGCAGAAGCAGUAAAAAAAAAAGAUCCAAUACAGAACAAAUUUGGAGCUCCGUUUGAAAAACCAAGAAGUAGGGAUGAAAUCUAGAGCAAGACCAGGACAAUCACAGAUAAAGGAAUGCUGGGAAAUGCUAGGGACAUAUAGAGGAAGGGAAAUUGAAUUCAGUCUUUUAAAAUGGCAUGUUUUGUGCUCAUGACCACCUUCUUCAGUUUAUCUGUGUGUCACUGGUUUUGCAUUGUUCUUCGGUCUAUUAUUUGUAUUAUUUAUUUGUUUUUUAAUACACGUACAUCUGUAUUCGUUUUAGUUUUAUGAAAUGAGUUGCUUUUUAUGUGUGUAAUUUCUGUAAUACUAGCAACACCAAAUGUCUUAUAUUUGCCAGGUGAGACAUAACAAUGUUGGCUCAUCCAUUGGAAUGAUUUUUUAUAAUUUUAACUAAUCCAUGAAAGACAGUGGAAACAUUUGGCACUGCUAUUUGCACAGAAAUUACACACUUCCCUUUCAAGCAAAGUAGCUGUGACACCUCAAAAGCAUGGCAAUUGUCUGUCAAAAACUCAUUUUACCACAUGCUGUCACAUAUCCCUGAUUUCAU
Molecule: messenger RNA, 4267 nt
Organism: Carassius carassius (crucian carp)
Lineage: Eukaryota; Metazoa; Chordata; Actinopteri; Cypriniformes; Cyprinidae
Product: sarcoplasmic/endoplasmic reticulum calcium ATPase 2-like
Exons: 23
Coding region: 436-3606 (1056 amino acids)
Biological process (GO): calcium ion transmembrane transport; intracellular calcium ion homeostasis
Cellular component (GO): membrane
Molecular function (GO): P-type calcium transporter activity; ATP binding; ATP hydrolysis activity
Source: RefSeq, a predicted model, not a curated record